Molecule: messenger RNA, 4435 nt
Organism: Pomacea canaliculata
Lineage: Eukaryota; Metazoa; Mollusca; Gastropoda; Architaenioglossa; Ampullariidae
Product: sialidase-like
Exons: 2
Coding region: 1073-2866 (597 amino acids)
Source: RefSeq, a predicted model, not a curated record
CUGCAGAAGUAAUUCGCGAAGCAGCGGGCUACGGGAGCUUUUUUUUUUCGCUGGGCGAGCAUUGGCGAACUUGCACUGGGGGUGUUGAAACAUUGCCAAGGGCUCGCGCGCGUGUGUUGUGUGCCUUCCCUCUUGAGUCGCUUUCGAUAGUGUGACCGUGGUGCACUGAGCCAGCGUGCGAUUAUUCCACCAUUGGUGCAAGGUGUCUCUGCACGUGGCCUUUUUGCACUGCGACUUGCACUACUGAUCGACUCCCUUGGUCCAGCACGCUGCUGAAGCUGGGUUCGGGGCUAUGGGGGGUUUCGUCAUCAUCCACGGAGUCCAUCGGGGUGUGUACGUGCGUGCUUUUGUCUGUGCGGUUCACAUCGCCACUGGGCCGCUAUCUCUUAUCGUGCUCGCGCUUUGCUAGACCUUGUCGUCUGCCAAGGAACAGCGAGGCCUGUCGGUGUCGGCGAGCAAACCACAGCUGCGGCUUGGCUUGUCGGCUGGACACGGUUUCUACUUUUUCGUGAGAGUGAACUACAGUUUUUUGUCGGUUAAACAGAGAGAAACAGUGUAGGGCAUCGUGCUAACAACACUCGACUGCCUUUGUGAGAAGACUCGAGGGAAAAUAGUCUACAAGACCGUUUUGUCAGCUGUUUAGCAUUCACAUGAAUUUCUUCUCUUCAGUCUGCGGGGCGUGGAGGAGAAAAAAAGGCUAUUCUUCAUUUUUAUUCGAAAGGCUUUGCGGGAGCACGGCUAGAACACAGCAAGUCACAUGGUCUGUCUGACUCGUGCCACGCGGCUGUGCGUUGAUGCGGAUGUCUGCUGCCCGCUUGGUGUAAUCCCGUCUCGGCGAAGCCGCCAUUGCAAGGCUACCACCUUGGUGCGGAGUACUGAGUGUGGCGCGUAACCUGCUGUCUGCAAUCCUUUUUGUUCUUUGCUUCGUCCCACCAGCUCUUUGUCUGCCAUCGUUGGUCGAAAUCAUUACCGGCUUCGUGCACUUGUCUGUCGUGUGAAGCGCAUCACUUUGGUUUUAGACACCAAGAGAGGGACAUCUGUAGAAGAAAACGUCAGGAGCCCUACCACGCUCAUGGCCUCCCCAGAACACAUCAGCUACCGCAGCCUCUCCCCGCACCCACAUGUUGUACCCUUCCUCGGAGACCGCCACCCGCUUGUGUACCUUCGUGACGACCACCAUUCAGGGCAAUUUCGCCAUGACCCCGCGGACAGCGAAGGUCACGCAGAACCGCUGGACCUGAGCUUACCCCGUCCACCCAGAGGUCUCAGUGCUGGUUCCGUGUCGCCGCCGCCCUCUCCGCACUCAGGCGGCUCUGGUGGCAAGGAGCCGAGCGGCAAGCGGACCCAGCAGAAAGACCACGCUGCCCAUAGACCUGCUUCUAGUCACAGGAACGUGAGCAGCACUUCGUCUUCCUCUGCCAGGGCCCAGCGCCACUCCCCAUAUCCCCAGCCGCACUAUCCAGCUCCAUUACCUCCACCACGCAACGGGUACGGCAGUCCAGGAGUCAGCGAGCUUCAUGUUUCUCAGCAGCAUUACUAUCAGUCGCCGCAGCAACUGCCGAUGUCCUCGUCACCUGUAAUGUUCCCCCGACGCAGCUCACCUCCGUUCUUCGUUGAGGGACGCCACCACGUUCACGCAUACGGUGUCAGCACAGAAGUUCCGACAUCUAGUACGGGAUCACUGCUGUCACCUUAUCCUGUUGGGCUCAUGUCAGGCGCUCAUCCCUCUGCACCAGUCCAGUCUUCAGCUUCCACCUCAAGAGAGCGAGAUCUGUCGUCGCCGUCUUCUGCCCGCCUUUCUUCCAGAUCCCGCGACCACUCCCCCCGACCUGUCGCUAACUUCUUUCGCCCUUUUGACGACGUCGACAACGGGACAACUCCGGCUUCGCUCGCCCUCACAACGAGCCGAGUCGGCUCCGAACGCCUGCAAAGGUCAAGUGAAGCCGACCUUUCGGCCUCCUCGUCACUUCUGAUGCUGUCAACUUCGAGGUCAUCCCAAUUGUCGUCGUCCACAGCUCAUCGAGAAACGGAGAGGAUAGAGUACGACGAAGGAGAUUACCGUCAGGUGCAGCAGCGUCGAACUCCACCUACAGAGGGCAUGCAGGACGCAGGCGCAGCCUUUGUUCCCAGCGCCUUUCAUCGCCUUCCACCACAGCACCAGCAGGUAGCUUCACCUCUCUCCUCCUCUUCGAACGAGCGGCCUCAGCAGAACCUGGAGCAGUACACUUGCACGACAUCUCGCCAGUCCUCGUCUCCUAGCUUCAAAAACGGAGGAGAAGCAGAUGCAUCCUGUGAGGAACGACUCCGGAGCAAAGGAUACGAACCCAUGGAGACGACACCCGUUUCCUCCUCGCAGACGACCCAACUUGUCAGCCCACCAGUUUCCAGCCAGGCCUGCGAGGACUCAUCGGUCAAAGUUUAUUCGUCCCACUCUGCUCCGACAAUGGAAGCAAAGCAGCAGCAGCAGCAGCAAAAGCCCCUGUCGUCUCGCUUCGUUACAGUUGUGCCUCCGUACUCGUUGUCUCGAGAGAUCAUCGCCAAGAGCGAGCGUGAUGCCAGGCGAGACGGUCUGUUUUACUUUCUGAACGUCAAAGGCAUCGAUGCGGAGGGGGAGAAGGGGAGGAGCGAGCCUUCGCCCAAAAGGAAUGAGGAAGAAGAGGAGGACGGCGGCAUCAAGGCGCCUGAUCCCAACCUCAAGAUGUCGCCCCUGGAUUACGUCAUCUCUAAGGUGUUGGUGGAGAGGCUGGACGUGCCUUUCAAGGCCUGCAACACUGAGAUCAAGAAGAUAUACCUGGGCGAGCGCAAAGGGAAACUGCGACUGGCUGAUCUUAUAGAACUGCAGGUGGAAGAGAGCCUGAAGGCUUAACUGCUGAUCCCUAGACCAUCUCAUAUGUGACUAUAGAUUCAGUGCAGUUUCAAAAUAAAUCUGACAGUACGCAUGGGAGACAAUCUCUGAGCAGAGCUGAAAGUUACCUCCCCAGAGCAAACAGACAAAAUGCAGAUGGAGACCUGAAAAAAAACUUUUUUGUUUCAUUGUUUGGAGACAGUGGGUUAUAUUCUUGCCUGGAGACAUUGGGGUAUGUUCACAGUGCUUGUGUAGCUUGUUGUGACCUAUUAUGGAUUAAUGACUUCUGAGUUUCUGCUGUUAGACCGGGUGAGUGGUCUUAUGGAGUUUGUUUAGGACAUUUGGACAAGGAUUGGAUGAUAAAUAAAAAUGGCACAACAAAAAGACAGGCUCGUGUUCCAACACUUUCCCAUCCCUUCUCCUCCUACCUCUGCCUUCAUUCCCCGUGGUCUGUGGUUGGAGUACCAAAAUAAUUGGCCUGGAAUGUCAAGUGAUAUUAUUGGUUGGACCGCGGAGGAGACUUUUUUUGCGGACACAGUUUUGAAAGCGACGGGAAAAUUCGGCGAGCUACGUAAUUUCCGGACCUUGUCACGGACGUCUUCAUUGGUCGCCUAUUACUAAUACCUCGUUCACAUGUUUUUCAUCUUGUCGGCAUGCACACACACAUACACUCUUUUUCACCUCUCUCUCUCUCGUGAGGAACCAUGCCAUAAUUAUGGCUGGCAGGGUCCGCUCAGUUCCCAUCAUGCUUUCGAACCCUGUCAGUGUCUGUGAAGCCUGUUACGUCAUCUAAAAACGGUGUGGCAUGUCCCUUUCUGUGGACUUGCAUUGUAUACAUAUUUCUAUAUGUAAGUGUGCUUGCGAGUGUCUGUAUGUUCGUGUGAAAGUAAUGGGAUGAGGUCCACGGCCCGUCCUUCGGCUUUGAGUGCAGCUUUAGAAGCUGCUGCUGACACAGCGACUCCUACAAUGAGUUUCACAACAAGAGAGUUUAGUGGUGCUCUCCGUGUUGGUCCCCCACUAUCAAUGCCCAGCCUGUCUCGUAACUCAGAGGAAAACGGCUUUCACUCGUUCGUCUCCAUCCGGCACACCCCUCCACCGGUAUGGAUGGAAACCAACGUGGCGCACCUCAGCCCACUCCUCCCUACUAUCUUCUUCCCCACGAGGCAAGAAGUCAGGUGCACCUGCUUUUCUGGAUGUGAAUAUUAAGUCAAAAACCCUGCCAUAUUUAUUUCCAUUCAUCUUUCCACAAUGACAACGUUCACAAACAUUUUCAUGUUUCAAUUAAGGUGUUCCUGUUUAGGAACUAUUAUCUAAUUGCGUCCUGUCGCUGUUGAAGAAAUAGACUUGUGGGAAUGUAAAUUGAAAUAUUUUGGUUCACGGGUGGGAUGGCUUGAAAAAGUGCAUUUACCAAUGGUAUAUUUCAAUCUGCAUUCCCAAUCAGUUUAUAGCAGAAUGCAGAGGAAGAUGAUAGGUUAAUAUUUAUUUCUCUAUAGCAUUUUCAUAAUUUUGAAAGAAGAGUCUUAUUGUAAGCUAGCAAAUAUUUUGGCAUUUUUACUGUGCUUUUGGGAAAUGCAUUGCGUGAUUCAUGUU